ACAUGUUAUUUCAUCAUCUGACGCGUGACUCGUCUUAAAUUACAUGUGCAUGAAAGUUUGCUUUUAUUUCCAUGUUAAAAUCAUAUGAACCACAUAAAUGAGUAUUUAAGAAAGCAAUGAAGGAAUUAAAUUAAAGUAGCUUUUACACGCAGUAUUUAUUUUUUCCUUCUUUUCCUUCUUUAUUCAUUCCAUUUUUAUCUUUUCCGCUUUUGUCAUGAGCAGGUUUUUAAACAGGCAGUUUUCAGGACGCCCCGCUGGCAGCCAACUUUUCAGGACCCUGAACCAGCGUUAGCUAACAGGCUAACAGGCUAACAGGCUGACCCACAGCGGCGCAGACAGAAACACGGAGGACAGAGUUUUAAGAAAAUGUCUGAAGUCAAAGUGAAGAAGGAGACGAACCUGUCGGACCCUGCCGAGAUUGAGAACAGGAUCAAAGAGCUGUGUCAGCAGUUUCCUCAUGGUAUCACAGACCAGGUGAUCCAGAACGACAUGCCUCACCUGGAGCCGCAGCAGAGAGCCAUGGCCAUCAACAAGCUGCUCUCAUUGGGUCACCUGGACCUUCUGAGGAACAGUUCAGGUCUCCUGUACAGAAUGAAGGACGCUCAGACCUCCAGUAAGAUGAAGGGUUCAGACAACCAGGAGAAGCUGGUGUACCAGAUCAUCGAGGACGCAGGAAACAAAGGGAUCUGGAGCAGAGACAUCCGCUUUAAGAGCAACCUUCCUCUGACGGAGAUCAACAAGAUCCUGAAGAACCUGGAGAGCAAGAAACUCAUCAAAGCUGUGAAGUCUGUGGCUGCGUCUAAGAAGAAGGUGUACAUGCUGUACAACCUGCAGCCGGACCGCUCGGUGACCGGGGGCGCCUGGUACAGCGACCAGGACUUUGAGUCCGAGUUUGUCGAAGUUCUCAACCAGCAGUGCUUCAAGUUCCUGCAGAGCAAGGCAGAAGCAGCGAGGGACAGCAAACAGAGUCCCAUGGUCCAGAGGAACAGCUCCUUCGCCACCUCGCAUGAAGUCUGGAAAUACAUCUGUGAGCUGGGAAUCAGCAAGGUGGAUCUGUCCAUGGACGACAUCGAGACCAUCCUGAACACGCUGAUCUACGACGGGAAGGUGGAGAUGACCGUCAUCGCCGCCAAGGAGGGAACGGUGGGCAGCGUGGACGGACAGAUGAAGCUGUACCGCGGCGUCAACCCCGUCAUCCAUCCCACCGGCCUGGUGAAGACGCCCUGCGGCCUCUGCCCGGUGUUUGACGACUGUCAUGAGGGAGGAGAAAUAUCUCCGUCCAACUGCAUCUACAUGACGGAGUGGCUGGACUUCUGACCGCCGUUCGUUUCCCGCCUCUUUUCUCUGUGAUGAAGUUUAUUUUCCAUCGAUCUGAUUCUUUUCUAUUUUUGACCGAGGUCAGUGACGGUGGAGACGAGACGAGCUGCUGCGUCUCUGACGAACAGCACAGAACCACAUCUGGAUCCAGAGACCUGGGUCACGUCCCUGUGUCAUGUCCGGCUGAGAGGCGUUGGGCCGGCGUCGGGCCGGGUUCACGUUCUGCUGGUUUACCUCAGUCUGAGUCAUUUCUGUUCCUCGUGAUGGACACGUGUCGAUUUCAGCUGAAACUUAGACAAACAUUGAUUAUUUAUCGUUUCAUUGAUCCAUCAGCUCUCUGCUGUCUGAGUCCAGACAGACGGUGAAGGAGGCUGCGUCUGGACCACAGUCCGUCUUUUGUGUCCCGUAGACCUGUUCAGUCCUCAUCACAUGGUCCGGGUCCUGAUAACUGAUUAUUGAUAACUGAUUGAUUUGAUCAGUUUCAGCUGUAAAUUCUUCUCAGUGAAAAUGUUUUUAGAAACUGAUUAAAAAUGAAAAACUGAAAUCUUUCAGACUCUUUGUGGCUCUGAACUUUGAUCAGCUGAUUCCUGCAGGACGACGGAGGGAGAGACAGUGAACGCAUCAUGUGUGGGGUUUAAAAAGAAACCCUGGGUUCAACACUGUACCUGAAGGCAACACCGAAGGCGUCCUGACCCUGCUGACAUGCUGCUGUGUUGGAGUACGGGAUCAGAAUAGGGUCAAAAAGAGUUAAAUAAUUCUAACACACACACACACACACACACACACACACACACACACACACACACACACACACACACACACACACACACAGUAUUUGUGUGAACAGAUACAGAGCAGAAAACUGUAAAACUCAAAGUUCCCACACUGUUGUUGACCCUGAAGUUCCAAGUAGAUUUUCACCCUGUUUUUGGACCUGAAUCUGAUUGGACGAUAACGGUCCAAUCGGUCUUUACUAUAAUCAGCAGCAUUCACUCAAACUGUUCAUAAAUAAAAUAAAAUAAAACUAAA
Molecule: messenger RNA, 2346 nt
Organism: Seriola aureovittata
Lineage: Eukaryota; Metazoa; Chordata; Actinopteri; Carangiformes; Carangidae
Gene: polr3f
Product: polymerase (RNA) III (DNA directed) polypeptide F
Exons: 9
Coding region: 367-1317 (316 amino acids)
Biological process (GO): transcription by RNA polymerase III
Cellular component (GO): RNA polymerase III complex
Source: RefSeq, a predicted model, not a curated record